AACCAAACCGCCUUACAUCGGCCUCUCCUAGCUCCACCGUUCCAUUUCGCGUUUUUCUUCCUUUUUCCUUAUCUCGUUGUCAAGAAAGAGAGGAAAACAAAGAAAGCAUCGACAUAUAUCUGUCCAUAUAAAUACAUUUUCUUUCCUUCCCUUUCCUUUCCUGUGAUAUAUACGAUCACACGAUACCUGUUCUUGCUCUCGAUUUCCAGAAGGCCCGACCCGAACAAUCGAAUCCCCUCCUCCUCUUCUUCUCGCCUCCACUCGUAGCUGCAAAAGCUCCGCCUCUUCUUCCGAUCCUCAAUCAAAUUCUGCCCGUCGAGCAGGCCCUUAAUCAGCAGCAAGAUUGAUUCUCUCUUCUUCGUUUUGCAAUCUGAAGGUGUUGCUGCUGACUACUGACCCUGGAAGAAGUUCAAAGAGCGUCGUGUAGUAGCAUGAUGCGGUUGUGCAGGUGAUGGUGAGCGUGCAGAGCCAGGGAGCCAUGGUGCGGUCGGAGGAGGACCUGGGCCCGCCAUGGCUGCAGCCGCUGCUGGGCACGAGCUUCUUCGUCCCCUGCCGCGCCCACCCGGACCUGAGCAAGAACGAGUGCAACCUCUUCUGCCUCAGCUGCGCCGCCGCCGCCGGCGCGCUCUGCUCCUACUGCCUCCCCGCCCACCGCGACCACCACGUCGUCCAGAUACGGCGUUCGUCGUACCACAACGUGAUCAGGGUGUCGGAGGUGGGGAAGCUGAUCGACAUCGCGCACGUGCAGACGUACGUGAUCAACAGCGCCAAGAUCGUGUUCCUCAACGGGAGGCCGCAGGCGAGGCCGGGCAAAGGGGUCACCAACACCUGCGAGAUUUGCUGCCGCAGCCUCCCGGACUCGUUCCGCUUCUGCUCCCUCGGAUGCAAGCUCGGGGGAAUGCAGUGGGACCCGACCCUGACGUUCGCCAUCCGGCCGAAGCGUGGCCAGGACUCCGGCGGCGAUGGCUACGGCUCCGAUGACUCUUUCAGCCCCAGGAAGGUCCGGAGGGCCGGGUUCGAGCUCGGCCGCUUCGACCGGGGGAUCCGGUGGUCCGACGACGAAGGAAGCAGGUCGAACACCGGGUCGAUCACGCCGACGACACCGCCGAUGAACCGGUGCCGGCCGUCCAGGAGGAAGGGCAUCCCUCACCGUGCGCCGUUCUACGGUUAGACUCCAGUGAAAGCUCUCAGCCUCUUCAGUCAAGUGACAAUCCUAUCACUACUAGCAGUAAUGCACUGUGUCAGUCAGGUCGGAGUAGUGAAGUGAUCCAGUUAGUAGGUCACUACCUAGCUAGCUAGCCAGGUACGUAUAUAUACUUGUAUAUACAUAUACAUAAAUACAUGCAUAUACAAUAAUGUAGGUCAAGUAUGUGUAUACAUGCAUGCAUCAAUAUAUUGACAAAGGUUGUCAAAUAGCAUACAAGGCCAUGGCCAUGGCCGGCGCCCAUGGAGUGGUGGCCGUGUGCUUCAUGUAGAAAAUAAGGUGGUGAUCCAAGAAAAGCGGUCAGAAACACAGAGAAUAGAAACAUAGGCAGGGUUUUAAUUAGUCUGGGUAGGUUGAGAUUGAUAUGUGAAAAGUAAUAAUCAUCAUGUAUUUGUCUCGGUUUGUAGCACUUUAAUUUGGCUGUCUAGCUGCCCCCACCCAAUGUGUUUAUUAGCGUUGCGGUGUGUAACUUUCAAGUUUCAGCCUCCUUGCCUUUCAGGAACAUAAUUUGUAUAGACAGUGUAUGUUGUUACUGGGAGAAAAACAAAGAAAAGGAAUUAUGCCUCAAGCACGUGUUAUGUAACUAA
Messenger RNA from Brachypodium distachyon (stiff brome), 1791 nucleotides. RefSeq lists its product as uncharacterized. NCBI's taxonomy places the organism in Eukaryota, Viridiplantae, Streptophyta, Magnoliopsida, Poales, Poaceae. The record is from RefSeq and is a predicted model, not a curated record. Bases 452 to 1171 code for a protein of 239 amino acids. The transcript is spliced from 5 exons.